AUGCAUACCGCCUUCGACAGCUCCCCUCUGCUGACGGGCAUCAAGGGCAAGCCGGAAGCCAUCGUCGUUCAUGGUGCCAAGCUCUUCAUCGGUACGUCUACAGGGGCACUCAAUGUCUUUCGCACCGAUCAGCCAUCUGCAUCAGCAGAGACUUCAUCAUCAUCAUCAUCAUCGUCCAAACGUCCAACGUCUCUCCACGGCUCACCGACCAAAGCAGCUUCGAUUCUCUCCUCGCCUGCAUCCGUCCAAGAACCCAAAGCCGCCGCAGCAACGCCCACACACACAGCAGCACAGUUCUCCAAGCGCUCCAUAGACCAGCUCGGUGUAAUAAAGGAAGCCAACCUGCUCGUAUCGCUGUCCGACGGGUAUGUCUCGCUGCAUGACCUUUCGACGCUGGAACUGCGUUCGCAGCUGGUGCAGACCAAGGGUGCGACUACGUUUAGCGUGGAUACGUCGAUUCAGAAAAGGGUCGCUCCUCAGAUACCGGAUUAUGGGCCGGGGCCUUUGGGUGCGAGGGCAUCGAGCAAGUUCAAUCUGAAUGCGUCGAUUAGCUCGCGUGCGUUCCGACCGGGUGCGAUUGGCGAUCAGACUCAGAACAGUGCAGGAGGUGGUGCUGCGAGCGGUACGGCGACAGUGGGAAGGAAUAGGUCGAGCGUGUAUGAUGUUCCGUCCAAGGACUGGCAGGCGGCAAGCAUGAGGGGAAUGGAUGCUGUUGCCAGGUACCGCGAAGAAGAAAGGAGAAAGGCGAUGGAGGGUGCACGUUUCGGCGGUGCUUCGGCGGACGCUGAAGGUCAGGGCGGAGUGAUGACGCUCGUCACUGUUUUGGCUGUGGGAGUCAAGCGCAAGCUGCUCGUCUUCCGCUGGGUCGAUGGCGAGUUCUGGGACACUCGAGAAGUGGCGCUGCACCACACACCUCGUAGCUUGGCGUUUGUCACACCGACCAGGCUGUUCAUGGGAUACAAUGCCACCGAGUACGGUACCAUCUCCAUCCCGCUGGCCGCCGAAUCGACUGUCUCGUACACGCACCCUUCCUCCGAUCUCGGCGGCGGGGCCGCUGCCCUCCGUCGCGAGACACACGUCCACCCACCGACCAACUCGACAUCGGGCCCAUUAGUGGACCUCACGUCGCCCAACCUCUCCUCGUGGCACGUGGAGGACUUCGACUUGUCCAGCAGCAAUGCAGCUGCCGGCGAAGGAUUGCAUGCAUCGACGGGCGGCGCGCAUCCGAGCACGACCAUUCCGAUCUCGAGCGGCGGUUUCGGCGCGGCGCUCGGCGGGCUGGGCGGGCUGGGAGGAUACAUGGGUUUGAGCAGCAAGGGCAAGAUUUCGGUGCUGCACGUCGAUGGUGGGGAGGUGCUGUUCGUGCGAGACGGCACGGGCAUCUUUCUUGGUGCUGACGGCCGGCCUACGAGGCGUGAAGGCGUCGAAUGGAGCGCCAGCCCGCUCGAAGUGGCAUUUGCUAAGCCGUACGUCUUUGCCGUGCUUCCCAGCGGAUCGGUUCCAGCGCUCAAGAACAAUUCGCUGCCCAACGCAAACAAUCCAGUGCUGCAGAUCCGCUCUGUCGGAACUUUAUUCGCUGUUCAGACGCUCUGUUUCCCUCCAGUGUCUCCGGCGACAGCGUCCGCUGGUAGAUCCUCGUCGUCAACGUCGACCUCGCCGCCACAGGUGCGGCUUCUGACGCCGUCGAGCGGCAACCGACCACCGAUCUACGUCGUCGUCACACCGACCGAUCGCACGACACUCGAAAAGGAAGGGAGCACCAUCUGGCAAUUAGAGAUGCAGGGAUGGGGCCGGCAGAUCGACGAAUUGGUCGAGAAAGGCGAGUUCGAAGAGGCGCUUGGUCUGCUGGAUAGCGUCGACAACGUGAUUUUGGAGGACAAGGAUGAGCGGCGAGCACACGUGCAGGGUCUAUUUGCCGUAUCGCUAUUCGCAGACGAGCGUUUUGACGAAGCCAUCGAGAUGUUCAUGGAGCUCGAUACCAAUCCGGCCAAGGUGAUCGCGCUGUAUCCGCCCAAUGUUGCUGGCCAGCUGAGCCGCAGCAAGGGCGAGUGGUUCCCCAUCUUUGGCGGCAAGACGCCGGCCAAAUUGCGAGCUGCACCAGCGGAGGCCGCGGGGGAAGCGAGCCCGACACCGAGCCAUGCGACGCUGGCGACCUCUGCGACGUCGGCAGCUAGAAGCCGACUCGGGGCUUUUUUGCCUGCUCGAAGGCCACAGAGCAUCAUUGGCGAGCCAGCUGCUGGCGCCACGAGCAGCUUGAGCUCGAGUCCGUCCCAUGCAAGCUCGAUUAAGCCGAAGCCAAGUCGAACGGCGACGAGCUUGACAGCGGGCAACGACAUAGACCAGAAUGCUGCCGAGACGGGCUCGAUUCGGUCUCUGAGGACUGCACGCGAUGCGCCCGAGAUGAAGGCCACAGGAUCGAGUGCGAGUCGAGACAGCCGUGCAACUGCAGCAGCUGCCGAGUCGUCUUCGCGCAAGGCGCUCGACGCGCUCGGCAAGUUUCUCGCGGAUCGUCGACGCAUUUUCAAACCCAUCCUGGAAUCGAGCUCGCAUCACGAGUCCAAGGACCAUAUGGCCAUGUCGCAGAUCAAGCGCGACACGCACUGGCUACUCUCGCUCCCCAACAAGCCGUUUGGCGAGAUGGACAAGGACGAGCUGAUUGCGGUAGCCCAAACGGUGGAUACGGCGCUGUUUAAGACGUUCCUGCUGAUUAAGCCGGCGCUGAUCGGGCCGCUAUGCCGUAUCGAGAACUGGUGCGAGGUGGAACAAGUGGAAGAGCUGCUCAAGGAACGCAAGAAGUUUUCGGAGCUGAUUGCGCUGUACGGCGGCAAAGAGAUGCACAGCAAGGCGUUGGGUCUUCUCAAGCAGUUUGCAGAAGACGAGGAGGAUGCCGAGGAAAAGAUGAGGCCUACGAUCCAGUAUCUGCAGAAUCUCGGCCCCGAGUUCAUUGAUGUCAUCCUCGAGGCAUCUCACUGGUUGUUGAAGGUCGACAGCGAGUUGGGCAUGGAAGUGUUUACAGCGGACACGGGCAAGGUGGGGUCGUGGCCUCGAUUGCGAAUCGUCGAUGAUUUGAACCGAUUCGACAAGGUUCUGUGUGCGGUCUACCUCGAGUUCAUCAUCGAAAACGUUGGCGAGGCGGAUCCCGAGUUGCACGACAAGCUGAUCAGGCUAUAUCUUCGACAUGCGGCACACCUUCGAGAGCAGCUGCAUACUGGCACGAGCGGAUCAGACCGAAGCGACAAGGAUGGUGGAGCAAACAAGGUGGGGCAAUCCGCGGUGCAAACACAGCGAGACGAGCUCAUGCAGAAGCUGCUCACGUUUUUGCGAACGUCAACCCAGUACCGUCCGGAGCAGAUCCUGGUGCGGUUGCCGGCGGACGACGACGACAGGGACAUGCUCGAAGCAAGAGCUUUGCUGUUAGGCAGAAUGGGUCAGCACGAGGGCGCACUCAGCAUCUAUGUGCGCAAGCUGCAAGAUGCGACGCGGGCGGAAGAGUACUGUCGAGACGUGUGGCGAUUCCGAGCCGCGUCGAAGCCGAGCCUGCAAGAACAAUCACAUCAGGUGAGGGUACGACGAUCGAACCAUCAACAGAGCCUGCUGGUGGACCACGAGCAGAAGCAGCUUGCGGAUCAAGAGGUGUUCUUGACACUGCUGCGCAUUUACCUGGAGCCCUCUUCGGACGCUUCUCCCCAACUGAACGCCGCUCUAGGGCUGAUUGAGCGACACGCAGCACGCAUCGACCUGCGAUCUGCACUGGAUCUGCUUCCAGCCUCCGUCCCACUAUCGCAGAUCGCGUCAUUUGUCAACGUCAACUUGCGAGAUUUGACACGCAAGCAGCACGAAGCGAAAGUGAUCCGCGAGGUCCGCACGAACCGCAACUGGCAGGUGGAAGAGACGCUGUGCAAGCUUCAGGGAAGGAGGGUCAAGGUCGGCGAGUCGAGGACGUGUCCCAAGUGCCACAAGAGGCUGGGCAACAGUGUGGUGGCGGUCAAUCCGGUCAGCGGAGCAGUGAUGCACUACUUCUGCUCGAUCCAUGCCGAGCAGAAGGGGCAGCAACGGCCGUCUUGA
Sporisorium graminicola is the source of this 4065-nucleotide messenger RNA. RefSeq lists its product as uncharacterized. Bases 1 to 4065 code for a protein of 1354 amino acids. Gene Ontology annotation, cellular component: cytoplasm; fungal-type vacuole membrane. NCBI's taxonomy places the organism in Eukaryota, Fungi, Basidiomycota, Ustilaginomycetes, Ustilaginales, Ustilaginaceae. The record is from RefSeq and is a predicted model, not a curated record. The transcript has a single exon. Gene Ontology annotation, biological process: vesicle-mediated transport; endosomal vesicle fusion; autophagy.